AUGUGCGGCAAAUGGUUGAAGCAGACGGGAGAUCGAGCUGAAGCCACGACCUCUGACACAAAGUUGGGCAGCGCUGGAGGCGACGAGGGCGACGAGGGGGCUCUCCAUCUGGCCACGUCUUCGGCACAGGGGACGGACGCGACGUCGACGACCUCUGCACGUCUCUCGCCACUGCCUGCUCCCUCCGCCGCACUACGCGCACACUAUGCGGCGUUCCGACGUCGUCACUCUGCCUUCGCCAACGGACGAGCCUGGAUCGGAUCUCGAAUUCCUGGGAAUUGA
This is a messenger RNA of Angiostrongylus costaricensis, 282 nucleotides long. NCBI's taxonomy places the organism in Eukaryota, Metazoa, Nematoda, Chromadorea, Rhabditida, Metastrongylidae. The record is from the annotation of a GenBank genome assembly.